GCUCACUCAGUCUUAAGUCCACUUUCCACGAUGCUUUCCAGCCAACGUUCCGCUUUGGCAGCGACGACGCUCCUUCUCGGCCGGAGAGCGCUCAGCACCAGCGCGGCCGCCUCUGCCUACAACAACCCAGCAGCCUCCAAGAAGUCAGCCCCACAAGGCAAGCAUGCCGAUCGCGAGGAGGACAUUGACGACGGCCCAAUGCCCAACGCGCGUCCGCCGCCACGACCAAUCACAAAGGUCUCUGUGGAAGAGGAAAACCGUCGAGCGCUGUUUGUCAAGGAGUUUUCGCGACACCGCUUGCGAGAAGACCUGAAAUGGAAGACACAGAUGCGCCAGAUGCAGUACCAACAGAAUAAGGCCAUGCAGCUCUUGUACAAGAUCCACCCGAUGCUGUAUCUCGCUGCAGCUCAGAAUGACUUGUCGACGCCUCCAGCGUCGCGCCCGCUGCCAACCCUGACGCCUCCUGUCGAGGGCUACUCUGCCGCUGCAGCUCUCGCCGCUCGCAAGGCUGCCGGUGACGACGAUGCCGCAGCUCCUGGUGCAGAUGAUGCAGGCGCACCAGCAGCAUCACCCUAAAAACCACUAUUCUCGAACGAAUGAAAACAGAAACGUCCUUGCUGAGCGGUCGGCAGCAGAGCAACCCACACAGCCCAGCAAGAUGCGUUGUCGCUAGCACAAAUAAACAACAUCUUUUCAAUGUCUACA
Capsaspora owczarzaki ATCC 30864 is the source of this 705-nucleotide messenger RNA. RefSeq lists its product as hypothetical. The coding region runs from base 31 to 576 and encodes 181 amino acids. NCBI's taxonomy places the organism in Eukaryota, Filasterea, Ministeriida, Capsasporidae. The transcript has 2 exons. Gene Ontology annotation, cellular component: mitochondrial large ribosomal subunit; mitochondrial ribosome. The record is from RefSeq and is a predicted model, not a curated record.